Molecule: messenger RNA, 1491 nt
Organism: Cricetulus griseus (Chinese hamster)
Lineage: Eukaryota; Metazoa; Chordata; Mammalia; Rodentia; Cricetidae
Source: RefSeq, a predicted model, not a curated record
AUGAGGGGCACGCCCCUGAUCCUCGUCUUUCUGCUUGCCCUGCUUCGGCGGCAUGGGGACUGCCGCCUGGCCAAUGCUGAGGAGAAGCUGAUGGAUGACCUCCUGAACAAAACCCGCUACAACAACCUAAUCCGCCCAGCCACCAGCGCCAGUCAGCUCAUCUCCAUCCAACUGGAGCUACUACUGUCCCAGCUCAUCAGUGUGAAUGAGCGAGAACAAAUCAUGACCACCAACAUCUGGCUAAAACAGGAAUGGACUGACUACCGCCUGGCCUGGAACAGCUCCUACUACGAAGGGGUGAACAUUUUGAGGAUCCCCGCAAAGCGUGUCUGGUUGCCUGACAUUGUGUUGUAUAACAAUGCUGAUGGGACCUAUGAGGUGUCUUUCUACGCCAACGUCAUCGUGCGUUCCAAUGGCAGCAUCCAGUGGCUGCCCCCUGCCAUCUACAAGAGUGCCUGCAAAAUUGAGGUGAAGCACUUUCCCUUCGACCAACAGAACUGCACCCUCAAAUUUCGCUCCUGGACCUAUGACCACACAGAGAUUGACAUGGUCCUUAAAUCGCCCACAGCCAUCAUGGAUGACUUUACUCCCAGUGGUGAGUGGGACAUUGUGGCCCUCCCAGGACGAAGGACAGUGAACCCGCUGGACCCCAGCUAUGUGGACGUGACCUAUGACUUCAUCAUCAAGCGCAAGCCACUCUUCUAUACCAUCAACCUCAUCAUCCCCUGUGUGCUCAUCACCUCGCUGGCCAUCCUGGUCUUCUACCUGCCCUCUGAUUGUGGGGAGAAGAUGACACUCUGCAUCUCCGUGCUGCUAGCACUCACAUUCUUCUUACUGCUCAUCUCCAAGAUCGUGCCUCCCACCUCUCUUGACGUACCACUCAUUGGCAAGUACCUCUUGUUCACCAUGGUGCUGGUCACCUUUUCCAUCGUUACCACUGUAUGCGUCCUCAACGUGCACCACCGCUCACCCAGCACUCACACCAUGGCAUCCUGGGUCAAGGAGUGCUUCCUGCACAAGCUGCCCACCUUCCUCUUCAUGAAGCGCCCAGGUCUCAGAGUUACCCCAGCCGGGAUCCGUCAUCCCAGCCAGUUGCACAUGACCACAGCUGAUGCUGCAAACACCGCUGCCUUAGGCCCAGCCAGCCCAUCUGACGUCUAUGGGCAUUCCAUGUACUUUGUGAACCCAGUCCUUGCUACUCCCAAGUCUGCAGUCGGCUCCCGCACAGCAGGCAACCCCAGGGGUGCCCGGCUGAGGUCCUCUGGGAGGUUCCGGCAUGACCUCCAGGAAGCCGUAGAGGGUGUCAGCUUCAUCGCCCAGCAUCUGAGGAGUGAUGAUCAAGAUCAGAGUGUUAUCGAGGACUGGAAAUUCGUAGCGAUGGUCGUCGACCGCCUAUUCCUGUGGGUGUUUGUGUUUGUGUGCAUCCUGGGCACUGUGGGGCUCUUCCUACCCCCCCUCUUCCAGACCCAUGCACCUUCCAAGGGCACCUAG